This is a messenger RNA of Musa acuminata AAA Group (dessert banana), 1539 nucleotides long. Its product is annotated as small ribosomal subunit protein eS27y-like. Gene Ontology annotation, biological process: ribosomal small subunit assembly; translation. The record is from RefSeq and is a predicted model, not a curated record. The transcript is spliced from 5 exons. Gene Ontology annotation, molecular function: structural constituent of ribosome; RNA binding. Gene Ontology annotation, cellular component: ribosome; cytosolic small ribosomal subunit. Lineage: Eukaryota; Viridiplantae; Streptophyta; Magnoliopsida; Zingiberales; Musaceae. The coding region runs from base 79 to 336 and encodes 85 amino acids.
CUCGUUGCCGCGGGUAACCCCGCGAUACGGUGCGAAGCCAUAUCUAGGGUUUCCAUCGCCGCCGAAGGCUUAGACGAGAUGGUUCUACCGAAUGAUAUUGAUCUCCUCAAUCCCCCAGCGGAGCUUGAGAAGAGAAGGCACAAACUCAAGCGUCUCGUUCAAUCUCCCAACUCCUUCACGGAUGUGAAAUGUCAAGGAUGCUUCAACAUAACUACGGUGUUUAGCCACUCGCAGACUGUUGUGGUUUGCGGAAACUGCCAGACCGUUCUGUGCCAGCCGACUGGCGGGCGUGCAAGGCUCACCGAGGGCUGCUCUUUCCAACGAAAAGGCGAUUGAGCUUAUCUAUUUUUCAAGACCUAUACGAGACUGCAACUAGGUUGACCCUUUGCAUAUGCAUAUGUUGCAAGGGUGUCUUAUGACUUAGUCAAGACUUUACCGGAUGAGUACCUCAUGACUUAGUCAAGAAGCAUUAUGUGGCAUUUUGGAGGUUGCCAACUCGGUAUCUGCCCAAUUCAAUCAUGCAAAGACAGUUCAAUUAGCGAAAUAAAUUGCCUGGGCCGACGCGACAUAUGGGGCCCAUGGAGCUGAUUAGUUGGCAGAUCAAAGAAAGGAGACGUUGGACGAAGGUAACAAAGAAUAGACUAAUCACUGCUUCUAUUUGAGCGAACGAUUAACCACAUAAGAGACGUUGGAGAUCGUCUCUUUGCAGCGCGUCUUUCGUUUGUUUUUAUGGUUCGACGUGGCAGCGUCAUUUUAUUUUUCAUUUGGAUACAUCUCGAUACAGACAGAGCACGACGGCACAAACGUGGCGACUCCCGUCGGGCUCACCACGCUCUCAUCCUGACACUCCCUAUAUUUGGCCGCAACGGCAACGAUCGCCGCAACGGGACCCGCGUGCUCACGAACUGCAAUUUUGUUUCUUGCCGCUCGACGACAAAUGGGUUGUGGGAGAUCGAACGCAACAGGGGGCCCGCAAGCUUUCACGUGGUUGGACUCCCGGACCCGGUACACGUCAGUAUUUCAAAGGCGAGACAAAGACGGUGAUGUAAACGUUUAUUACUGUGUACGUGAAUAGGACGAGGCACCUGCUCCUCCAAAGCUUCCAUAAGCCCCUACGAUGACGGCCCUUCAUUAGACGACGAGAAACACCGAUCCCUAAGCCCCUACGAUGACGACUCUUCAUUAGGCGACAAGAAGUGAAACGACAAAACGAUGGUGAUGCAGACAAGGAACGGCAUUAAAGGAGACGUCUCUGUGAGUUGAAGGAUACAGUUUGCUAUGGCUCCUCUCUCAUGCAUGCUAAAACUCCACAAAAGCGGGGGUAGUGGACUCAACCGUCGAUGGAUGGGUGGACGGAGAUUGGUCGAGAACACUCCAAGACCAUCCGACGGUGACAGAUCAGCCACGCGUCGGAACGAGUGCUCGAGAUCAUCUUUGAUUCUAAAUCACAAUCAUCCGAGUUAUUUUUUUAAUUAAAUAAGAAAAUGACAUGAUAGGUACAAUUAUCCUCUAAUAUAUAAUGCUCGAGAAACAUAGUUG